Molecule: messenger RNA, 2041 nt
Organism: Paramecium pentaurelia
Lineage: Eukaryota; Ciliophora; Oligohymenophorea; Peniculida; Parameciidae
Source: the annotation of a GenBank genome assembly
AUGAUUCUUGGAACAGAAGUCAAUGAAUUCGUUUCAAAUCGACAAUAAUCUAAAAUACAUUAUCUUUCUGAAGAGAACAGAUCCUUAUAAGAAUAUAUUCAAGAUUUAGAAAGUGCCUUAAAAUUAAAUAAAUAAGCCAUGACUCUUACAUUGGAAGGUCUAAAUAAAAGACCAUAAGUAUUAUCAAUAGAUUACAUAGUUGACAACAGAUAAUAGCACAAUGUCAACUGGUUAUAAUUAUCCAAAUUCAUAAUUAGAAAGAGUCAUUUAGUUAUUGAAUGAAGAGAAUCAAAAAUUAAUCAAAGGAUUAUCUAAAUAAUAAGCAAUUACUUAAUAAUUAUAAACUAAAAUUUUAUUACAAGAAUAGAUAUCAGAGGAAUAAUAAGAUUAUUAUAAAGACUUGAUAGGAGAUUUGGAAUACAAAUUAAUAGAAUUGAAGAGAAAUGUUCAUGAUAAAGAAUAUGCAAUCUAAGAAUUGGAAAGAAUGAAACCAAUCCAAGAGAGAGAAGGUCAAUUCUAUAAGAUGAUUGAAAUAGUCUCUCCUUCAGAAUAGAAUCUUAGAUUACAUGAAGAACUUGUUAAUGUCAGAAAUUUAUUGAAUAAAAUUACUUAAGAAGCUUAAACCUUAAGUGAUACCAAUAUUGCCUUAAAAGAAGGCAAUUAUGUAAGUAUAUUUAUAUUUUAGUUUCUUAAAAGGGAAAUGUUCAAAAUAAGAAUUGUUUUGAGGAGUUAAAUUAAUUUUUAGACAAUGAAAAGUAAAUUUGUUUAAAAUUUUUACUAGAUUUCGUUUAUGAUGAAUAUUUAGAUAAAACUGAUGAAAAUCUUUAAAUCAAUAGGGAAGUUUAAAAUUAGAGAGGCAAAUUGGAACAAAUGCAAUAGGAUUUAUGUGGAACAUCUUGUUUAGGAUAUGGUUUCUCUCCAGAACCUUAAUAACUUAAAUAUUUGAGCAAAAAUGAACGCAUGAUUUAUUAAGAAAAAUUGCAUAAGAUGGAAAUGAUGGUAAAAGGAUUUAAGGAAUUAUUCGAAAAAGAGAAAAAUGCUAAUUUACAUAUUAGACAAUUAUACAAUGAUUUAUUGACUAAGUAUGAUUAUGUUAUAGAUACAAAUCAAUUGAUAAUAAAAUCUAACAAUUUAAAAGAUGAAAGAAAUGAAAAAUAAUAAAUAGAACUCUAAUUCUACAAAAAAUAAAGUUAAAGUCUUAUGGAAUAAUUGAGAAAUAGAAAGGUUUUUAAUUCUAUUCCCUUAAAUUAAGAAUAAGAUAUAGCUGUAGGAAUAUUUAGUCCGAGAUAUCAAUAAAAAUAAUUAAAUAAUAAUCAAUCAUAAUCAUCUUCAUCUAAAGUAUAAUAAAUUGGAUUUGAUGAUUUAGAAAUUAAGAACUCUAAUAAAUAGUUAAUAAAUCUUAAUAAUCAAUUAAAAACUAAAGAAAUUAAUUUAAUAUAGAGUAAUUAACCAAAAAAAUAGAUUUAACAAUUAGACAUUGAAGAUGACAGUUUAUCAAUUGAACAAGAGAGAUACAUUUGCCAAACUGCAAGAGGUAAUAAUCAAAUAACUUCUAAAUUAAACUAAAUAUAAUAAGAGGGACAUAUUUAUUAGUAUUUAGAUAUGAGUAAAGAAGAGUGCAUUGAAUUCUUAAUGUCGAUGUUUAAUGAUUAUUUUAAGAAAUUUGAUGUAAAUGAAUUUAUUAUGUAGUUAAGCAAUGUCAAGAAAUAAUAAUUGAUGAAUUAAAUUUAAAAUAGACAAUCCAACAAAAGAUCCAUUAAAAGAUCUUAUAGUAAUCCUUAUCUUUAUUUUUCUAAUGUUAAUGCAAUCACUUUUAAUAAACCACCAAAAUAAUCUGUUAUUGCUCUCGUAUAUAAUAGUUAUAUUUUAGGCAAAAAAUGAAAUUUAGUUACUAGUAGCUGAAAUCUAAACCAAAAAGUAGAAAUAAAUAUAAAAUGGUGUCUUUAGUGUAGAUGUCUCUAAAAUAGAUAUGAAAUAAAAUAAAAGAUAAAUGUUUGAAAACGAUUUAAGUUUUAUUUCUAAUUUAGAUGGUCAAGAAUGA